UUUUAAUUCUCAAAUCGUCAUGUAGGAAUCAUCCAUCGUAUAUUUGCAUAAUAUUUGCUCCUUACCGUUUUCACACACACACACACACACACACACACACACACACACACACACACACACACACACACACACACACACACACACACACACACACACACACACACACACACACACACAGAAACAUAAAAACCUCUUUCUGUCGAAAUUCCGACUGUCCCUGAAUGCACCUCGACUACCAACGGUGGACGUGACGCUAUUUAAUUACUUCUGACUCCUGACUUUGAGGUAAGCGGCUGCAUCUCUUUCACUUCUCCCCCAAAUAAUGUUUAAUUCGCCGGUUUAGCACACCGAGUUAGUGUUCAAACUCCCGGAAACUAAUGUGAUAAGUCUCAUUUAGUUUUCACAUUACAGAAAGCCGUAGCAAAGUCCGUGUGAGAUUAAUUACACCUGUUUCGCCAAAGCUAACUGUAAUGAAACUUACAGCCACCGCAACUGAUAACGGUCGACGACGAUUAACAGAGAAAGUCGCAGUCUCUUCUCGCCUAAAUAUUAAAACCUGCCGUUUUAUUCUCUCUCUCUCUGUGAUGCUGCGGCAUAAUUGUGAUAUUGUUAUAACAAAAGGGAAAAAAUUAAACUGUCACGGUCUUAACAUCAACCAACAGUCAGCUAACUGCUGGCUAAUUAGAGUCCAUGCUCCGUGACUCUGACCGUUAAUAUAUUUUCAUGGUUGUAUCAACAAUGAACUGUCAGCUCUGAGCAAAUUCUCAGAUUUCCAUAACACGAACAUCCUUAGCAAACACAGUUGCCUCCUUUGCUCUAAUGUUAAUGUCUACCUUACUUGUUGGUUAGUCACUUUAGCUGUUUAGUCAGCAAUAGUGCUGACUUAGGCAAGUGAGCUUUUUAAGAGAGUGAAAUGUCAAUAUCUGACAUUAGUCAGCUCUUGGCUGUAUAGACCAUUUUAUGAGCAGCCUUUUUGACAUGAAAUGAUCAUUAAAACCACCUGUAGGUAAUAAUGUGUCAAAGGUACAUGGUCUUAAUUAAUAAAACUGUAACACCUGCGUCAGCUUCAAACCAGAAUGGAUGCUGUGUGAUCUGAUUUGUUCAAAUUAUUAGUAAAGUGAGAGUUCUUGUUUGUGGUGUGAACUGUGCAGGUGAAAUGCAUAAUACAUUGUACAGCUUAGAGCACACAAAAUUUUGCCAGCCUUUUAGAGAGAGACAGAGACAGAAAAGAUUACACUAACAUGCUGUCUCCUCUUUUAGACGGAGAGAGGUUCCAGCGCUUGUUUGGUGAGUACCUGAAAUUAAAAUCUAAAAUGAAAUUGACAGCAGUUUAUCACUUGAGUGUGGAUAAAAACUUACCCACUCCCUGAUAUCACAAAAUCCUUUUCUGAAGAGAUCCCAACACAUUCAAUAUAAUAUUAUUCUUAUGUAAUCUUUUUUUUUUUUUCUCAAAUCCUCAAAGUUGCUCCAAAGUUCACCAAAAUACAAUCAAAUUGUGCUCAUUUCACAUAAUUGUUACGCCUUUGGUUGAAGUCUGUCCUUUUGAAUUAAUGCUAUAUUCAGUUUUGUGUCCCGCAUAAAAUUGUAGACUUUUAAGGUUGUUCAUUUGGGUAUAAAAUUUACUCUGUGUGUGAGUGCUUCUUGCCCAAGGGCACAUAAGGUCCUCAAGCAUGCACUGCAAGAAAAAUUCUGAUACCAAGAGGAUUUCUUUGAGAGAGAGAGAACCACCUGCUUUGUCAAACUUGUACUGCUGUAAUAUCAUAGUAACUUCACCUGAUUAUUCAUGUGUACUUUUGAACUGAACCAAGCACCACACACUCUUUACCUUGAAAUAAGAGAUGCAGGGACCAGUUACUAUCCCAUCAUGUUUGAUAUCAUAUGAGCAUGGACUUAGGCUUCAAAAAUGUCACAUAGCUGACCACAGCUAAACGUAGUUUAUUGUAACUCUCAUAUGGUAUAAUUUUGUUAAAGGUAAUGAUGUUUUUUUCUCUUUUGUGUGUUAUACUGUGCAGAAGAAGAAGAGUUCCGGUGUCCAGGUUCCAGUGGAUUGUCCUGUUUUUCCCUCCCCUGCCCCCUACCCCUCUAUCCUCCUGCCUGCUCUGUCUAUUGUCCCUGCCUUCUUUCUCUACCUAAGUUUCCUUUUCAAGGUAGGAAACAAUCCGCCUUGAUACAUCCAUCCUGCUCUGUCUAUUUUCUCAGCCUUUUUUCUCUCUCCCUAAGUCUCUCCACAAGGUUGGAAACCAUCCGCCUUGAAUAAUCAAAUACUCAUCCUUGAAAUACUUGCUUUGUUGGUGCUACCACGCAUCCCUGAAAAAACUCACUUGGUUGGUGCUUCAGUGCAUAUUUGACAAAAAUCUACUACUACUACGACUACCGGUACUACUACUUCCACUACAAUUAUUACUUGUACCACUACUACUAUUGCUACUACCACUACAACUGCUGCUACUACCACCACUACUACAGCUACUACCAUUAUUACUUCUACCACUACUACUCUUGUUACUACCACUACAACUACUGCUACUACUACUACUGCUACUACUACUGCUACUAGCACAACUACUACUACCUCUACCAGUACUACUACAACUACGACAAAUUACCUCCAGGAACAAUGCCACGCAAAGGAAAGAAAUCCCUAGCCAAAAAGCUACACUGGCAGAAAGUGGCUGAGUCCCAAGUACCUGAUCAACGGGCGGUGAGUCCUCUUCCUUACAGCAGCAGACAGGUAAAUACCCCUGAUUCUUCUCAUGCAAAUGUCACACGUGUGUUGGCUUCCCGCAGUCAGGGGCAUUACAAAUACGCUGAUUCAAAGAACAGUCAAUGUUCCUGCAACUGUGUUACUUUCCUGGCAUUUCUGCAUGAGUUAGGACAACUCGACACUUCUGAUCUUGAUGUUGUUUUAGACAGAGGCCAUGCAAUGUAUACUCUAGCUCUCGGUCAGUUGGACGUUGAUGGUCAAAAAGUUGAUAGAUUCUUAAACACAGAUGAACUUCCACCAGUCCUUAUUGGCAACAGACAACAGCACAUAAUGACAAGGUGUCAGUCAACCAGUGGCGUCUUUACAGCUCCUACCUUGCUAAACAACAACCUUGCAGAUGUACUUCAGUGCUUGUCUGCAGAGGUUAACUAUGCGUUGUUGAUAAUGAGUUCAAUGUACAUUGCUGUUUUCCGAGACCAACACAGGCGAUAUGGCUAUUUUGACCCACACUCUCGACGGCCUGAUGGCUUACCCUCUGACUUUGUUUCUGGCACAGCUGUCGUCUUUAUCUUCACACAUUUAAGUGAUCUGAUCACAAAGCUUGUGACAUUGUUCCGUGCAGUGGGCUCUGGUCCAAAUGCUUAUUUUGAGCUGACACCUGUACAAUUUCAGACUGUGGAUGAGCUCUCAGGGGGAGAAAAUUUGCCACAUGUAGAGUCUAAUGCAGAUGUUGUUCCAAUAGAAGGGCAGCAAGAACUUCACAUGUCCAGUCUACCCCAGGCUGAAUCUGAGAUAACUGCCACAAUAAAAUCUAACAGUCAAACUUUGCCGGAUCUGUCAAGACGUAAUAAACAGGAAAGGAAGAAAUUAAAAAGAAGAGCUCUGAUGCAAAAGACAAAAGUUGCAAUUGAUAAAAAUGCAAAACAGCGUGAACGAUAUGCCAAAGACCAAUCAUACCAGCAACGUAAAAGGUCUUACACAGUUAAUCAGUACAGACAGGAUCCAGAGUUUAAACAGAGAAGGAGAUCUUACUUCAACCGUCGCUACACUGAUAAUUCAGAGUUUAAACAGAGAAGGAGGUCUUACUUCAACUGUCGCUACACUGAUAAUGUAGAGUUUAAACAGAGACAGAGGUCCUACAUAAACCGUCGAUACACAGACGAUGCAGAGUUUAAACAGAGACAAAAGUCUUACAUCAAUCGUCGAUACACAGAUGAUGCAGAGUUUAAACGGAGACAAAUGUUGUACAUAACACACCGCUAUUGUCAGGACUUUGCAUUCAGAACCAAACAAAGGCAGUAUAUCACAAAGCGUUACGCAAAUGAUCCUGCAUUCAGAGCGAGGCACAAACAAACUAUGAGACAGCUAAUGAGAGACAAAUACAGAAACAACCUUGUAAUCAGAUUAACCAACAGCGUGCGGUGUGCAAUUAAGAUUAGACAAAAAUACAGACAUUUAAACAGAAAGCAAAUCGACAUGGAUGACAGUCAGAUUAAAGAAGCCAUAGAGAUUUUUAGAUCACACGUAAAAGAUGGACCCACGUAUGUCUGCACAGUUUGUCACAGAGCUCUGUUUCCGAAUCAAGUGCGACCCUGCAAUCGUUCAAAAUAUGACAAAGAGCCACGUGUUGUUACAGCUUGCCUCACAGGUACAUAUGUUCAUGUCUGCAGUGAUGAAUGCGAAAAUUCACAACAGUGCACCGUACCAGAGGAGCGAAAGAGAGAGUGGAUUUGUUACACAUGCCAUGAUCACGUUAAGGCUGGUGGGAUGCCUCCCCUCGCCAUGGCUAAUAAUUUACAGCUUGCUGAUAUUCCAGAUGAACUGUGUGAUUUGAACAUUUUGGAACGUCAUCUCGUAGCUAAAAGCAUACCGUUUGCUAAAAUUAUUCCACUGCCCAAAGGUCAACAAAGAGCUAUCCGUGGAAAUGUUGUGUGUGUUCCGUCUGAAGUACAAGAAACUGUGAAUGCUUUGCCCAGACUAAGGAGUGAAUCUCAGGUCAUGAGAGUGAAGCUGAAGAGACGACUGUGCUACAAAGGUCAUCAGCUGUUCCAAACUGUGACCUGGCCAAAACUGGUGAGAGCUCUGCUCAAACUGAAAGAAAGUCAUCCCCAGUACAAAGACAUAACAAUCAGAGAUGAAGCUGAGUCAUGUGACCCAACGCUUCCUGAUGAUGAAGACACUGAGAGUGAUGAGGAUGACAGAAUGGAUGAUGAUGAUUACGAUGAGGAAGAUUUGAUGGAGAUUGACCGGAUUGAGAAAAAUGCACUCUGUGAGGCAGAAUGCAUUCCUGAAAACAACGAACAAGAUAUGGACAAUCAGUCAGGUAAUGAUGGCUGUGAGCCAGAGAAAGGGUCUGAUAACAUGGAGGGUGAUGAACCGAACGGUGGUGUUGUCCUUGAAUCAUGUCUGCAGCCAAGUGAUGUGUCAGAGGAGAUUUUGAGUUUUAGUGAGGGAAUCUACUCUGUUGCCCCCGCGGAAGGAAAAAAACCGUCAAGCUUUUUCAGAACACCUAAACUUGAAGCAAUGGCUUUCCCAGUUCAGUUUCCUACUGGCGAAAAUACACUGGAUGAUAACAGGCCAAUGAAAUUAACACCCUGCAGUUAUUUCAAAACGAGGCUUUGCUGUGUCGAUGGCCGUUUCGCAAAAGAUACUAACUACUUGUUCUUUGCUCAGUUUGUGACAGAAAUACAUACAGCCACUUCCAGCAUGAGAAUACAGUUGCGUAAAGGCAAACCUUUGACUCGAGAUGGCCGCAAAAUCACCAAUGCCAUGUUGCAAAACAAACGAGAAGUCGAAAGGCUAGUGCGGAACAAAGAUGCAGUAAGAUUCAUGACACCGCUGAGAGGCACCCCGGCGUAUUGGCAGAAAACAACCAAAGACUUGUUUGCCAUGAUUCGGGCUUUAGGCUCGCCACAAUUCUUCUUAACUUUCAGUGCUGCAGAAAUGCGUUGGAAAUGGGUUAUCACAGCAAUUAAAGCCCAGCAAGGUGAACACGUGAAUUUUGAAGAGCUGGAUUGGUCAUCAAAGUGUGAGAUUUUGCGAAGUAAUCCUGUCACCACAAUGCGCAUGUUUGACAAACGUGUCGAGGCUCUGUUCAGAGAUCUGAUCCUGUCCCCCGCACAGCCUAUCGGCAAAGUCGUCGACUACUUUUACCGGCUCGAGUUUCAGCACAGAGGAAGCCCACACAUUCAUGGUAUGGUAUGGGUGGCAGGCGCACCUGUCUUUGAAGAAUGCUCUGAUGAGGAGGUGUGUAAGUUUGUGGCCAGAUUCAUCAAAGCUGAGCUGCCCGAUGAAAACGAGGACCCAGAACUGUACAAAAUAGUCACAGAAGUUCAGAUGCACAGCAAAAACCACUCCAAGACGUGUGUGAAAUACAGUGGAGCAAACUGUCGUUUCGGAUUUCCCAAACAACCUGUCCCAAAAACCACAAUAAUCAGACCGGGGGCAAUUGUGGAUGAAGCAACAGACCUGGCAUUGACAGAAAAGCUUGCAACACUGAACAGGCUGCUUCAUGAACCUACGACUGCAACGCUCAGCUUUGAACAGCUUUUGGCAAAAUGUGAGUUCACCAACGAAGAAUACCACAGGUGUUUGCAGAGCAAAACCAACGGCAGUCAAGUGAUGCUGAAGCGUGGUCCCAAAGAUGUUUGGGUAAAUGGCUACAACCCCUACCUUCUGAAAGCCUGGAAUGCCAACAUGGAUAUCCAAUUCAUUCUCAACCCAUACUCCUGUAUCAUGUACAUGUGCAGCUACAUCAGCAAGGCGGAACAUGGUCUGAGUGAAUAUCUCAAAACGGUGAUACAAAACUCACGUCAGGAAGAUGUCAACGAAAGCGAUGAAAUGAAACAAAUAAUGCAGGCCUACUCCAAAAAAAGAGAGGUAAGCGCUCAGGAGUGUGUGGCUCGUGCAUGCGGUCUACAUAUGAAGCAGUGUUCACGCAGCGUGGUGUUUGUGCAGACAGAUGACAACGCUCUGAAAAUGAGUUACCCCUUGUCACACCUGGACAACAAACCUUCAGAAUCGGAACAUGUGUGGAUGACGGGGUUACCUGAUAAGUAUGUAUGCAGACCAGAAACACCAGAGUUUGAGGCAAUGUGCUUGGCAGAUUUUGCAUCGAGCUGCAGAAUAGUCUACGGCAAGCAGACAAAAGGCAAAAACACUCAUCGCCUGCUGAAUGAGAUGGGGUUUGUCCAGAAGAGAGCAAAUGAUGAAAAACAUGCUGUCAUCAAAUAUCGACCCAUCUCCCUUGAGAAAGAUCCAGAGCUGUAUUAUGGCACAUUGCUUAAACUGUACGUGCCUUAUCGCUCAGAAAACCAGCUGAAAUCCACCCACUUCCCAACUUACCAGUCCGUCCAUGACCAUGCAGCUGUUUGGUUACCUGGAUCACAGCAUCCUGAGCGCGUGAAGGCAAUUGUGAAACGCAACAGAGAAAAACAUGAGAAACACCGUGAGGACAUCGACAGUGCCAUUCAAGAGUUUGAAGAAAGAGGAAUGUUGCUAAAUGAAUGGGGCAACCUGGCGCCUGAGAGUGAGCUCGAACGGCUCGAGUGCAUAGAUGAACUCAAUGAAAGAGAAGCUGAUGAGGACGUGCAGGAGAAUGUUCCAGACUAUAAUGUGAGGUCAGACGUGAGGCAAGAAUCUGCAGUCACGAUUGAAGCCCCUGAAAUUGAUCCUGUGGUGCUGCGUGAGAUGUACCAGAACUUGAACCAAACGCAAGCUUCAGUUUUCCACACCAUCCGGGACUGGUGCUUGAAAUGUGUUUGUGGUUCAAAACCAGAGCAGUUCUUCUUGUACAUUAAUGGUGGUGCCGGAACAGGUAAGUCUCAUCUAAUCAAAUGCAUCCAUGCAGAGGCAUCUAAAAUACUCAGAAGACUUCCAAGAAAUGCAGAGGAAGCAGACAUCUCUAGACCUACUGUUCUCUUGACUGCAUUCACUGGUACUGCAGCAUUCAACAUUUCAGGUACAACAUUGCAUUGUCUCUUGAAGCUGCCCAGAAGUCUCAAGCCUCCUUUCCAAGGUCUUGGUAACAAACUUGAUGAAGUCAGGGCAGAGCUUUCAAAUGCAGAGAUACUCAUUAUUGAUGAAGUCUCCAUGGUCUCCAAACAGCUCUUUGCCUACGUGGAUGCGAGACUGAAACAAAUCAAAGGAAGUCAGAGACCUUUUGGUGGAAUGUCAGUUCUCACUGUUGGAGAUUUCUACCAGCUACCACCUGUCAGACAGUCGAAACCUCUGUGUGUGUUCGACCCGACUCAGAUCGACCUCUGGCGUGACAACUUUCAGAUGGUCACACUGACCGAAAUCAUGCGUCAGAAAGAUGAUGUCACUUUUGCUGAGACGCUGAAUCGAAUCCGUGCCAAAGAAAAGACAGUAUCUUUGUCUCAUGAAGACAGAGUUCUGCUUUCACGGGCCUUAGCUGACCCGGCUCAAUGUCCAAAAGACGUACUGCAUGUUUAUGCGACAAACAAACAGGUUGAGGAACACAACUCAAAAACCUUGGACAUGUUUCACUCCGACGUCACCACAAUAGAUGCAGAUGACUACAAAAAAGAUCCAACCACCGGGAGAAUGACGAGACAAAGUGUACCUUUCCAAGGAAACAAAAAGGAGUUGCCUGACUCGAUAAAAUUGGCCAUCGGCGCUAAUGUCAUGAUCACCAGAAAUAUAAGUGUGCGGUCAGGUCUCUGCAAUGGAACAUUUGCACGCAUUGCAAAAAUUGUGACUAAAGCAGGAAAUCCGCAUGUUGAAAAACUCGGACUGAAACUUAACAGUCAAAGUGCAGCAGCCAGCGAAGCAGAUGUGGAUGAAAACAUCGUGUACAUUGACAGAGACGAGGAGAAUCUUAAACAGACGGGAGUUGUCAGAAGACAGUUUCCCAUCAAGCUCGCUUUUGCGUGUACAAUACACAAAGUUCAAGGGAUGACAACGUCCUCAGCCGUGGUCUCACUGAAACACAUCUUUGAACCCGGCAUGGCCUACGUUGCUCUGAGCAGAGUGACCUCUCUGAGUGGACUCCACAUUCUAGACAUGGAUGAGAGGAAAAUCUAUUGCAACCCUGAAAUCACUGUAGCUCUUGAAAACAUGUCUAAAGCUUCACUUGAACAUGUCAUGCCUCUCCUCAAGAUCCCAGAAACAUUGAACAGGCCAGACACUCUCACUGUCAUUCAUCACAACACAGAAGGACUACCAGCUCAUAUCACCGACAUCCAAAGUCACCAUGAACUACAUCUUGCAGACGUGCUCUGUCUCACUGAAACUCAUCUGCGAGGAUCCUUUGUCGCUGAGAGUCUCCACCUUGAAGGCUACAACAUGUUCAAACGUAACAGAAACAUGUCUUAUUCAAACCAUCCUGCCAUGGCCACUAAAAACGGUGGCGGAGUUGCCAUCUAUGUGAAAGAACACAUCAGAGUCCUUGAGAGACAUUUCAUUCAAAAUGCCACUGAUAUUGAGUUCAGUGUCAUCAAACUUGAAGCUCCUUUCAGGGCUCUAAUUGCUGCCGUCUACAGGCCUCCUGACUACGAUGUUCACUCAUUCAUAUCCAACCUCAGAAGUCUCUUGGAUUCACUGGAAGUCAUGGAUCAUCAUCCCAUCUUAGUCUGUGGAGAUUUUAAUGAAGAUUUGCUGUCCAGAGCAAGGAAGCCCAUUCUUGAACUGUUCCAGUCCAAAGGUUAUGAACAACUCAUAACUGAGUCAACCACAGAGAAGAACACGCUGCUUGACCCCAUUUUCAUCUCUUGCCCGCAGUCCUGUAUCCAUUCUGGCGUGCUGCGGACAUACUACAGUUACCACCACCCUGUCUACUGCGUGCUCACUUUAGAAACACCCUAAAAAGAACUGGCUGGUUUAAAAUCGAGAACUUGGUGCAAAGUUAAGGAAAAAAAGAAAUUAUUGCGUCCAUUACUGUCGGUUUACACGUUGCGAUUUAAGAGAAGAGUUUUAAUUAUUGGAUUCCUAUUCGAUCACCUAACGAAACGUUGUAAACAUAGUAUAUUUUAAGAUGGGGGGGUCGUCCUCAGCAGCCAGGCUGUAACACCUGCUCUGGCUGCUCUAGCUUUUAAAAGGCUGGGAGGGAGGGAUGGUCAGACGACCCUCCUAUACCAAAGAAAAACAUACCUGCAAAUACUUUCUAGUCACUGUACAAUGUGAGAUUAAAGACAAUAUAUAAAACUUUAAUACAUUUCUGAAAAAUACAGUGAAGUAAAAUGAUGCAAAGGUCAGUAGAUUAUUAGUAGCAUUUAAAAAAAAAUAUAUAUAUAUAUAUACAGUGAGACAAAUUAAAAACAAGCUAAUUUAAAAGAAAUAAAAACUGCCACUGAAACUAUUAUGAACUAAUGAAAUAUUAUAAACAAAUUAUAUUUUAAGAUGAGGGGGUCGUCCUUAGCAGCCAGGUUGUAACACCUGCUCUGGCUGCUCUAGCUUUUAAAAGGCUGGGAGGGAGGGAUGGACCGACGACCCCCUCCUAUACCAAAUUAUAUAGAAAUACAUUUCUGCAAGUCGUUACUUUACGCUGUAUUAGAGUUGCCCAUUAUGUCCUGCCAUUUACUUUGAGUAGUGGCAGGAAGGUCUGAGGAUGCAUUACUGCUCCUCAUUUCUCUUGAAUGACUUGGUGUGGGCGUAAGGUAAGAACAAUAUUGAUCUUUCAUAUAUACUAGCUGCAGGACUGCUCCAUUUUAAAUGUGAAAAUACACGUUGUUUUACUGGAUUUGUUUGUCUGAAUCUCUCUGUUCAUUUGUUUGGGUUUAGGCACCUGUGCCCUCCAGACACCAAAGAUGUGGGGUGAUGACACUAGAACUCCAGCUCUGUGCUCAGUGUGUCCCAAGGGCCUACCUUGGAGAGGGGAAGACACAUUUCAUCCUAAGAGAGCAUCAGGUCAGCCUAUGAUUUUGAUAUCAAGACAUUUGCACUCUGAGUUUGUUGCCUUUUACUGUUUGUGUUUGUUUCUGGUGGUCUAACAAAGGAGAUAAGGAUGAGCCUCUCUCAAAAGAACAUCCAUUGGUGAACCCUCUGUCUGACACUUGGUUGUAUUCACACCUUCCUGGGCUGAGAAGUUCAUCACCAAGUCUUUCACAGCCGUGUGAAUUUACGGGUAAGAGCUGCAGGUGCCACAGUGAGAAGAAACAAUUCUACCUGUAAAUUCCCUGAACAUGUGCAUGGUGAGUGACAGUACAGUUUAUUCCUUUUAAUCUAAGGCUGCCAAUAAUUUCUCAAUGAUGCUCCAUGGCAUUUUGAAGAAGUUCUUUUUGUCUGGUAGAGUGUCACAGUGGCAGCCCCACACUGGCAGAGCAGCGCCUGAGCAACAGUUCCAGAGUACUGCAGCUAGACAGCCCUGUCUAUCAACUUGAGGAGGACCCACACACAUUGUAAGUUGACUUAAAUGUUGCAGUGUCUGUUUUCUGGUGUAUUUAAAUCAAUCUGUAAAAUUUCAUCUGGUUUCACAGUUUUUUUUUCCUGUUCAGUGCUUCAGAGAGAGGUGAAGUUGGAUGUGCUGUGCAUGCGUCACGAUCCUGACAAGGGGUGCCUCCAUUGAUCUUGAACAGGACUCAAGCAUGUUGUGAGUCAACUGAACAGUUUAUUGAUCAUGAAGAGUUUUGUGACAUUUGCUAGAAAAGUUUAAAGGUAUUGAUAAUAAACGUAAAGUUUUGUCUGCCAGUGCUGUACAGGAAACCAAACCCUCUCCGUGUGUGACCGAUUAGCGGAGAGAACUUCUGAUCCAGGAUUGGACAAGUUGUUGCUCACACAAUGCUGGACCUCUAACGGGUAUGUACUUUUCUUCAGCAGUCACAUUAUUUCUUUGUUCAUCUGAUGUGACAACCUUCUCUCCUCUCUGUACAUCACAGAAGUCGACAUGAGCUGAAGAACUAGAAAAGUCCUGCAGAUCUUGUGACUGUGGCUUCUUAGAACCAAGCACCGAGUCUACAGCAGAGAAGGGUUCUGACCUGGGGAGCAACAGCUCUGAACUUCACCAAGUAUGUUUCAUCUUCAAAAUCUUUGACAUUUCCACACUACAACCAGCUGUGUAGGAUUUCAGUUUGUCGUCUGUAACACCGGUGUAAACUGUUGUCUUUUCCUCUCAACUCAUCACAGAACCAGCUCGACAUGAGCCACAGAGCCAAACCCAGCAACCAUGUGACCCUGGAGCCAUGUGAUCUCUGCUGAGCUUUGAACUCUAAAAUACUGCAUGCUCAGCCGUCCUGGUAGGGGAUCCCUCUAAGACCUGGCCUACCUAAAGGUUUCUUCCUCUUAUCCUGAGAAAGGUUUUUGGGGGAGUUUUUCCUGACAUGCUUGGAGGGUCGAAAGGCUGACGGUGCCAUAUACCCCAGAUUUUUUUCUGAUUCAAUGUCAAUAAAGAAAGUAAAUAAAA
Xyrichtys novacula (pearly razorfish) is the source of this 12062-nucleotide messenger RNA. Lineage: Eukaryota; Metazoa; Chordata; Actinopteri; Labriformes; Labridae. The record is from the annotation of a GenBank genome assembly.